Messenger RNA from Gryllus bimaculatus (two-spotted cricket), 675 nucleotides. The record is from the annotation of a GenBank genome assembly. Lineage: Eukaryota; Metazoa; Arthropoda; Insecta; Orthoptera; Gryllidae.
AUGGAGACGGACGAUGUUUACAGCGUUUGUUGGGCGAGAUUACGCCAGCGGUUUACACGUCGUAAUGAAGCUCUCGCAGCGUCUCAGUGGGUUGGAGUAGGUCCUGGGAAUAAAAAUGUUGGACUGCCUCCGCAGAAUCUGACGCUGCUGAACGAGGAGGGCCGGGAGAUCGAGGGCGGCGCGCUGGGCCCCUUCGCCGAGGGCGCCUCCACCGUCGUGCGCUGCGUCGCGGAGGGAGGUCGACCGCUGCCGCAGGUGUCGUGGUGGCGGGACGGCGCGCCGCUGGCCGCUGAGGAGGCCGCCCUGCAGGCGCAGCAGCAGGCGUUCGCGCAGAGCACGCUGCGAGUGGGGCCGCUGGCGCGCGCAGACCUGGGCUCAGAGCUGCAGUGCCGCGCUGCCAACAGCGACCUCGUGCCGCCGCUGCGCCGCUCGCUCGCCAUCGACCUGCUGCGUGAGUGCACUUUGCGUUUAGUUUUUCGAGGGCGCCCGCCUCGCCUGAGCCGCCCGCCACCCGCCCGGCGGGAUUUCGCGUGGUUGGCUUUAGAUGGGCGCUCCCGCUGGGCGAGCCCUGGAUGGCCCACCGCGCUGCCAUGCCGGUUCGAAUCUCGCGCAACGGAGGCAGCAGAGUUCUCAUUUGUACUAAUUCCAGCAUCUUUGUUUGAAAUAGAUUUAUAA